Dermacentor albipictus is the source of this 2374-nucleotide messenger RNA. Its product is annotated as STAGA complex 65 subunit gamma-like. The record is from RefSeq and is a predicted model, not a curated record. Gene Ontology annotation, cellular component: SAGA complex. Lineage: Eukaryota; Metazoa; Arthropoda; Arachnida; Ixodida; Ixodidae. Gene Ontology annotation, molecular function: transcription coactivator activity; protein heterodimerization activity.
UCCAUCCGGCGGUCUGGUAAAACGGGUGAAACAUAGGGUGAAACUCGAACACAAAUCUUCCAAGCGCGUUGCUUUGGUUGUGCUGAUUGAGCGUAUCGCGUUCUGAAGACCUCAAAGGCGGCAUCUGAUGAUGCUUGACACUUGCGCACAGCUGUUUGUUGUUUUCAGGCUUCACGUUUGACAGAUCAUUCUUCGCUAUGGCGGCCGAUGCGCAGCACAAACGAUGGGGUGAGCUACCACCACUGAUCACAGAAACGGAAUCUGGAAUUGCUGCCAUUGAACGGGAGCAGAUCACCAAACCCCGUCCAGUGCCAAUUCAGGGAGCUGCACUAUAUCAGCCGGGAGCACGCAGCCUACAUUACCAAGCCGAGCGGAGUGCCCAAGAGUACGGUGCCAUUGACCCAAUAACAGUGCACACCAUCGCAUUGAUCCAACAUGCGAAGAAAGUUCAGUCAUGCAUCACAAACCUUCAGCAGCAGGACAGAGACAUUAAGCCGCUGGAAGCCGAGUACUUGCCACCUAUACCAGAAGGACCUAGUAUUCCAGGCCUGACAAGCCCAGGCAACAGCAAUCGCCUCGAAAUGAAGUCAGAGAAGAAAUGCUCCUGGAAACCACCGCCUCAGCUAGGGGAUCAUGCAACCCGUGUUAUUCUUCGCAGAGCAGUCACUGCCAUCUGCGCACAAGCUGGGUUUGACACUACUUGGAACUCUGUGCUGGAGGUUCUGACCGAUGUCUGCAGCGACAUUUAUCGUCGCAUCUGCUGGCAGCUACGUACAGUCGUAGACCGAGAAGCACUUACUGGUCAGACUGGCUUUAUGGAUGCUAUGGACCAUGCCUUGCACGAGUCAGGCUUGGAAGGACUUCAGUCAUUGGUGCAGUUCUUCGACGAACGCAUUGUUGGCUACAAUCGACACAUGCUGAGGACCUGUCGCAAGUUACACCAAACCUACCAUAAAGUCAAGCUACCACAAAGCUGUUCAUCUGUUGACACCAAAAAUAUCAAGGUGAAGGAGGAGCCAGUGAGUGAGAUACACUUUCCGAACCUUGAGGAGGGCGACGAGAACAUGGCAGAGGCGGAGGAGGUGCCCAUGGAUGAGCUUCAUCGUGCUCUGCAGAACCUGGAAGGCGUGCCCUUGAAGGAUGAUGAUGCAUCCAGGUGGCUUGCACAGCAGCAACAGCAGCAGCAACAACAUCAACAGCCACUUACACACCAUCGCAAAGGCUCGACUGCUUCCUCAGCAGGGCACCUGGAUGCUGAUGAAGAGAUAGUGAUCGUUAGCGAUUCUCCACCGCUUUCUGCUGAAGUCAGCAUAGGUUCCUUGGUUGACUCGGUUGAGUCUGGCUCCCUUGAUGCUACAAGACUUGGCCGUCCACCACCAUUCAAGAAGAAGAAGAAGACAUGAAGCGAGACUGCAGCAUUGCCCUAUAAAUAUGUACAGGGCAUUUCACAUAACUUGAACCAAGGAUUUUAAAAAAGUGGCUUGCCGCAGCUGAAUGAAACUGACGGCGUAUGGUUUGCCGUCAUGUGGCGCUCCUUGGAGUAUUUUUUAUGUACCGCUUAAUUAGUUAAUUACCGACAAUUAAUUACGUUAAAUGUUUAAUAUUCAUUUUAGGGCCAAGUGCGUUUCUUUUCGUUGUAGAGGGGAUUCCGAAAUGGCCAAUACAAUAUUUUGUGGCGACGUACAUGUUGCGUGGCAAUUUUUUUCGGCGUUUGAAGAAAGCUCGUGAAAUAUGAAAUAAAACAAUGUGACUCCACUCAUGCCCCAUCAUAUUGCCGUGCUCUCAAAUGAGCUUCGGGCGAAAGACCUGCGCUCGUAGAUGCUGGCGAAGUGAGCGGCCAUGGCUCUAGGCAUCGGCUUGACAGUGCGUCAGCAUCUUUGGCGGUGGCACAUGGAAAGGAAGCACCAUCAACCCUGAUAAGCGAUAGGCUCGACGCACAGUUGAGAGCACUCCAAUAUGAUAGCGCACGAGCACAGUCACAUAGUUUUAUUUCAUAUUUCGCAGGCUUGCUUUAAACACCGAAAAAGAUUGCCAUGCAGCAUGUAUGUUGUCAUAAAAAAUUGGAUUCGUAGUUUCUGAACACCCUCUACAACAUAACAAAACAUACUUGGCUCUAAAGGGAAUAUUAAGUAUUUUUAAUGAUUGAUCUCAGUUAUUGAACUAAUUAGUCACAAUGUAAAAUAAUCUAUUGAGAAUUGCCACGUGACAGCUAACCACAUUUCUAAAUCCUUGGUUCAAGUUACGUGAAACACCCUCUGACAUGUACUCUGUCGUGCAUGGGAACAUAAAUAAAUAAAUAAAUGUGCAUAUUGGUAAGACAUAUAAGAAAAAAGAUUUUUUCCAUAGAUUGAUAAUAAAGUACAAUACAAACAAA